AUGAGUCCUGUUAUCAGCUUGACUAGAAGGAUCGCCGGCGACAAUGCCUCGAGCCACGCGGGCGACCCACCCGUGGCCAUCAGUGACAAAACCAGGGACCGCUGCAUUGUGGCAACCCCCCGGGAUUGCCCGGGCAUGCGGGCACCAAAUGCAACCGGGCGCUUGGGGUUUUUCUUUCCUCCGUGGGAAAUCCCCUUCGCUAUCUUUCCGAUCCGUGCCCCCCCGCCAUGCGUGUGUCUGUAUGUGUUUACCCGGCCCUCAACGCCCGUUCCCGCAACCUCCCUGGCGUUUCGGUGCCCCACAGUAGAUGGCGAGGCGGCCACAACGACCGAGGAGCCGCCCCCAGCGGAAGAUGCGCCACUACCGCUGACAAGUGCAAAGGCGUCAUUACAGCCAGGGAUUCCGCUGAAGUCACCGACACAAAAGCUUCCGCCCUCUCCUGCGUUGAUGUUAAAACAGGAACUGAAGCCUUCAAACCCCGCGCCUCCGGUUGCGAAGGCGCCCAGGGGCCCCAAAGCCGUGCGAACCAAGCCCCCCCCCGCCCCCAGUCCUCCAGAAGUUCCAGUACCGCCCGAGCUGGAGUUGUAUGACUCGUCCUCCCUCAAUGUGGAGAUGGACUGGAGCGUGUUGCCAACUUACAAACGCGCGACGGAGUUCUUGGCGAAUGUGGCUGCCAGUAGCGGCAGGCGCGUCCUUGGCAGAGACCUGUGGCUCAUCACGGCUGGUAGUCCCGAGUCCGCCCUCUUCCCGGACCCCUCCAACCCGGAGGUGCCGUUCCCGAAACCGAAAGUUGCGCUCAUUGGCAACAUGCAUGGAGAUGAGAAAGGAAAUUUCCAGAUUCUUCUGCAGUUCGUGAAGGAGAUCUGCCUUGACACCGUCAACAGCCGAGUGCAGUUGUACAUCAUCCCGACUAUGAACCCUGACGGAUACGUUGCUGCUACUCGGAGCAAUGCGAACGGCAUCGACCUCAAUCGCAACUGUUACUCCAGUGACUUUCCGUACGCCCGUCCAAUGCCGACAGAGGCCCUGAAGGGCUCGUACUACGAGGCGGCGUAUUUCUUGCUCAACGGGGGGGCUUCUAUGGAGCCUGAGACACGAGUACGGGGGGGGGGAAUUAUAGCUAUUGCGAUGGGGAAAACAAACAUGGCAAGGUCCAGGGAGCAAUUUUUCAUCGCAAUUCAUGUCGGCAUAUUCACUUUUGUUUCGUAUUUGCUUUUUCUGGGCAGUGAAAACGGGCGCCUUGUGGCCUCUCAUGAACACCUACAUGGCCAGGGUGUUAUUGCCAUCUUUACGCGCUGGUACACGGCCCUGGGCACCCUGGGAGACUGGAUGCACCACGCGGAGCGCCUUCACAUGGUGACAUUAGAGCUUCAUAACAGGAAAACGCCCACAGCCAGCGACCUGGCAACGCUGUACGGCCUUAACCGCGGGUCGUUAUUUCGGUUUGCGGAAGCUGCCCACUUGGGGCUGCGAGCUCGGCUGCUGGAUGCAAGGACGCGCGCGCCGCUCCGCGCCGACAUACUGAUGGACGAACCUGCGGGCAUCUGGCCACCUCAGGUCGAGGAUAACGGCUUCAUCUGGAAGAUUUGCGUCCCUGGCGCUCGUUACAGUGGGACGAUACAACCGUACGAUAUGUUCAAUUUGUCCAUACGUUAUGCACCCAUACGGUUCAGCUUCAAAGCCCCGUCGUCGUGGGAUGAUGUGAUUAAGGGAUCAGGCACAGAGAACUUAACGUUCGUGAGGGUCUUCCUAGCGCAACGCCUUUGA
Messenger RNA from Volvox carteri f. nagariensis, 1767 nucleotides. RefSeq lists its product as uncharacterized. The coding region runs from base 1 to 1767 and encodes 588 amino acids. The record is from RefSeq and is a predicted model, not a curated record. The transcript has 14 exons. Gene Ontology annotation, molecular function: zinc ion binding; metallocarboxypeptidase activity. Gene Ontology annotation, biological process: proteolysis. Lineage: Eukaryota; Viridiplantae; Chlorophyta; Chlorophyceae; Chlamydomonadales; Volvocaceae.